UGUUCCAGCUGUCAUGUCCAGAAAAGCCAGUAAACGGACCAGCUGGGAGCUUGACUGGUUAUAAUGGUCAUAAUGUUGGUAAAAAUGGGGCGGAAGCUCCUGAUGGACUGGAGAGGCUCCCUACGUUUACCCCCAGAGGUGGUAGAUGUGGAGAGGCUCCCUACGUUUACCCCCAGAGGUGGUAGAUGUGGAGAGGCUCCCUACAUUUACCCCUAGAGGUGGUAGUUUACCCACUGAUGGUAAAUUUGUAGAGUAUAUUGAUCCUCCUCCAGAUCACCGGACCCUCCAGACUCUCUGACCUCUGAACCCUCUGACCUCUCUGGAGGAAUCCUCUCCUUCCUCAGUCUCUUGAUGGGGAAGCUUACUGCCAAUACCUGCGAACCAUCAACUACAUUUCACACGUUCUUCUCCAAAAAGGUUUUGUCCUGGAUUAUUUGUCCGUCUCGUGUGUCUCUGUCCUCAGAGACGCAGGUGGAGGUGGAGCGGAUGCUGCGGCUGGCGGAGCAGUGUCUGGACCGAGCCAAGUCCUUCAUAGGGAAGCGCUCUGUCCAUCCUGUCCCCCCUGUCCUCCAAAACGCCUCCUGUUCUUCAGCUGACCAAUCAGAGGCUGAGGCCGGUCCUAAGGCUGGAGACAGAGCCUCUGCUGCUGAGGGACAGGUUGACGCUUCGUCCCGGUUUGGUCUGUCAGAUGAUGGUGGACAGCCGUCCUCUUUCCCUCCUCCUGAUGUCUUCCAGAGACAACAGACUGCAGCUUCACACGACUCCAGCAGGAAGACGCUGACCCCGGUGGAGGAAGCGUCCCGGCAGAACCAGAAGCUUCAGGCGUCCUAUGAGGCUCGUGUGGCCCGGCUGGCUCCGGGUCAGGCGUCCCAGAAAACCUCCUUGACGCUUUCUCUGCAGCGGCAGAUGAUGGAGAAUCUGAUCAUCGCCAGAGCCAGACAGGACGCCCUGCAGAGGAAGGUGGAGGAGAGGAGGCAGAGGCUGCAGGACGAAGCUAACAGGAGGUUUGCUGCCUCUGGAGCACUGACUGCAGAGGAGCAGGAGCAGCGGCUCCUCUACUCCCGGGUUCUGGAGUACGAACUGGACCACGACUGGCCCAAACAGUGGAGAACCAACAUCAAGAAGAACCCGGACUCCUCGCUGGUUCUGGAUCUGCUCUCCUACCUGCUCAGGUCUGAUCAUCCACUAGUGGAGCUACUGAGGAAACAUCAGUUCAGGAUCUACAACCAGCUCUACCCCAUCGUCACCCAGAGCCUUCCUCAGAGUCUUCCUCAGAGCCCCGCCCUGCUGCUCAGGUCUUCUCGCAGCGUCCACGCCCGGCUCUCUCCAGAGCGACAACCGACCGGAACCGGCAGCUCUCUGGACGGCGAGGAUCCUGUGCAGCGGGACGACUCCUUCGAGGACCUGGAGCACUUCCUGUCCCAGCUGGACUGUGGCGACCUGCGGGCGGAGCUGACCUUUGACCCCUCCAUUGAGCUGGAGCAGCUGGAGCUCAGAGCUCUAAAAGAACACCUGAAGGCCAUCGUCAGAGACGUCCACGGAGCCGUCGAUCAGCUGCUGUCGCUCUGCCUGCUCUCCUUCGACUGCCUGAACACGGCGACCUUUAAGGAUCUGAGUCUGGGCUGCAUCGAGGAGGCCUUCUUCACGCCGCUGUGGAGCCCCCUGCUGGCUCUCUUCAGGCGAGUCCUCCGGGAGCGAGAGCUUCUCUUCCAGAGGAACAUGGCGCUGUACUGCAGCGCCUCGCCAGCAGAGGUCGGUGUUCCCCUCAAACUGUUCCCCCAGGACCCCGGCGCGCUCCAAGGUUCCUACCCCUACCAGGUGGCGGUGCAGGAGCUGAAGCUGCUGGUGCGGGACCGCUGCCCUCAGAGGAAGCUGGACUGCGUAGUGCGGACGCUGCGGCUGAUCUGCGGCUGUGCCGAGGAUUACCGGAACCAGCAGGGGGGCGGAGCCUCCCGGGCCGCCGCCAUCGGCGCCGAUGACCUGCUGCCCAUCCUGUCCUUCGUGGCGCUGCGCUGCCAGUGUCCCCAGCUGCUGUCGGAGUGCGCCGCCCUGGAGGAGUUCAUCCAUGAGAGCUUCCUGAUUGGUGAGGAGGGUUACUGUCUCACCUCCCUGCAGAGCGCUCUGGCCUACGUUGAGUCUCUUCCAGCAAGAGCUGACCUUGCUGACCCCGAGUAACGCCCCCGACCUGCGGAGCCGCCACAGGUACCAGCUGGCCUCUGAUUGGCCAGACGGAGAUGAGGUCAUGACCUUUGCUCUGGAGGCUCCUGGAUAUCAGGAAGAACUUACUGCUGGCUGUUCUGAGCAUGCUCAGUAGGGGCUGAGAAACGGGAAGCACUGCAGCCGGACUGGACCGGACCGGACCGGACUGGGGGAGGGGCUGCUUCGGCGUUUCUUCUACUUUUCCAGGUUGUUCCUCAUCUUCCUCACUCUUCAUCGUUUUCUGACGCUGCAGCUUUUGGCUCCGCCUCCCAGACAAUCGGAAGACUCCAGGUGUCAACUGGUUUUUCUUCCCCCUGCAGGACAUUUCAAUAAUUCCUCUGCAAACAUGAUCACCUGGUUGGUGGGCGGAGCCUGAGCUGGAGAGAAACAUUCAGGAAAUAAAGCAGCAGCAGAUCUGAGGCCUGUAAUCCAGACUUUACUGGAUUAUUCAGUCAAAACAUGGGAGUUAAACGCUGCUGCAGAUUACUGUUUGAAACUACAGGAAGUCUGAUAAUCCUGCUGAUGAUCUAUCCGGGUCACCAUGUUGGUGAACGGCAUCGUGGGUAAUCUGCUUGCAGUGGAUGUGAUGACAGAGCAGAUUCUGGGUGACCUUCAGGAUGACCUCUGAGGCCUACGUCGGUCCGGAGGAGCUGAAGGGAAUCUUGGUUUUGUUUUUUAUUUUUUCCCAGAAUUUAGUUUCUUCUCCUCUAGUUUUUAUUCAAUUCACCAGGACCUGUCCAGAGGUCGGAGGUCAUUAAAUCAAUCAGGUAACUUUGUAUUUUAUUGUUUAGUUUUAAAUCAGACCAGUUUAUACAUCCCAAAGAUUCAUUUAGUUCAUUUUUUAUUCUCAAUUGUUUAAGAAGCAAAAAUCUAAAAAUAAUUUCUGGUCCAAAGAGCAGAAACCGGUUUUAGUUUCUGGUUCCGAGAUACAGAACGGACCCAGAGUGAAGAACCGGUACCAGUAAACUGGUGCAACUGGGAGAACCUGCUGGAAUAUUUCUGCAUCGUUUUUAUUUAAGAUGUUUUCAAAAGACAGAAAAUCCUGUUUCCAGUUGUAACAUUCAAAACGUUCAGAUGUUAAAGAUCCUGUGAUUUUACUCUAAACUGUACUGGGAAUGUUUCUGAAAUAAUGCAUCUUUGUGAGAAGAGUUAACAAGAUAAAUUGUUUAACUAUUAAACAGCUUGUUUAUUUAUCUCUCUCUGGGUGAUUUCCAGUUUAAACCGUCUCGUCCAGCCAGACGUCUAAUUUUCUUACUUUGGGAGGAAGAAAUCCUUCAGCUGUUAAUUUUUCAGCGAGUAGGAGUCCAGCUGUUCAUAGCGGAGGGCAGUUAUUAAUAAAACUUGUAAUUUAGGUCAAAAUGACUGGGCUCCACCUUUUCAAAAAUUAUCAUGGAAAAAUAUGUAAUAAAAUUUAUAUUUCUAUUUUCA
Xiphophorus hellerii (green swordtail) is the source of this 3627-nucleotide messenger RNA. RefSeq names its product VPS9 domain containing 1 (gene vps9d1). The transcript is spliced from 16 exons. Gene Ontology annotation, cellular component: endocytic vesicle; cytosol. Lineage: Eukaryota; Metazoa; Chordata; Actinopteri; Cyprinodontiformes; Poeciliidae. Bases 352 to 2175 code for a protein of 607 amino acids. Gene Ontology annotation, biological process: vesicle-mediated transport. Gene Ontology annotation, molecular function: guanyl-nucleotide exchange factor activity; small GTPase binding. The record is from RefSeq and is a predicted model, not a curated record.